ACAGAGUCAUGAUUCCUCUCCAACAAACCCCUACUACUCCACUCUAGUAGGAUUCUGAAUUCCUCUUCAACCUUUGCUGCUGCAACUUCCACACCCUGUUCCACCAACAUGGCGACGCCGUCACACGCUCGAGCCGUCAAGGCUCUCAACAAUGCCCCUGGCCACGGUCGUUUCGUCUAUAAGUCAUUCUCUCAAAGAAUAGAUGAAAUCGAAAUCGAUGUGUAUAGAAGUCUUGAACAGAUCAAAGCUGAGCCGAAGGAAGGUUCUUUUUUCAGAGACUGCCUAAUGCAAUGGAGGGAAUUGAAUACUACGGAGGAUUUUAUCUCAUUGUAUGAAGAAGUUUUGACUUGUACACAAACACAUUACCUGGUGCUGUUGCAGAAGGAAUUAUUAAUCGCAAAGCUACUUUCUAGGUUGCACAUGAAAGCAAGGCUAUCCCUUGAACCACUUCUUAGGUUAAUUGCAGCUUUAUCUAGAGAUCUUCUAGAGGAGUUUAUUCCGCUAUUUCCGAGAAUUGUUGAUUCUUUAGCAUCUCUUCUAGAAAGUGGUGCUGAUAGGGAGCCAGAUAUAAUUGAGCAGAUCUUCACGUCAUGGUCAUAUAUUAUGAUGUAUCUAAAGAAAUAUCUAGAACAAAACCCAUCAGAAGUCCUUAAGGCCACAUCAAAAUUGAGGUAUUAUCCGAAGGAAUAUGUUCGAGAAUUCAUGGCAGAGGCAAUGUCAUUUGUUUUGAGACAGGCCCCAUAUGAGCAGCUCAAAAUAGGAAUUAGAUGUGUCAUCGCCGAGGCAGUGAAGGAGCCGUCUCCAUGCCGAGAGUCUGGUGUUGGAUUAUUGCUUUAUAAUAUCAUGAAAGGUUACUCAUCAAGGCUCCAUUCGAAAGCAGAGCGAGUGUUACAGUUAUCGACAAGUGAAACAAUUUAUACCAUUGCUGAUGGAGCCGACCAAGAGUCAAAAACCAUUUUGGACAUCAUAAAAACCGUGUUUAAGAAAUUAUGCGAGACAAUGGAGCCUGAAGAGUUGAAUUUGGUAUGGAGUUGCUUAUAUAAGGAAGUGCAUGAGUGUGUUAGUACUGGAAACAUCAGGCAUUUAAGAUGCAUUUUAUCUGUGCUUGUCUCAGCCAUAGAGGUGGAAAAAGGGCAAAAGGUGUCUGAUUAUAAGCCUAUGCUUGAACUCGUCCUCUUACUUGUGCGCUCAUAUAUCACACCUUUGGGUGUUACCAAGUCACAAGAAGAUACAUGCUUUGUUGGUGAAGUAUUGAACUUAAUGUUGGCUACUCUCGACGGACUCUGUAGUUACAGCAAAUCAAUGAUACCUGAUUGUGCUUCCCAGUGGGCUCCAAUUUUCAAAUCACAAAGCUCAAGUUUGCUACAUUUCAUUAAAAAACUGCUACAGAAGGAUUUCUGUUUACUUGCUUUCAAAAGUAAUGUUAUAAGUGCAAUAAAUGAGUUAAUGGAGAUUUCAGAGGAGGAGGUCAUACAUCUAUUAAAAUCCUUCUGUGAGAAAAUGCAUUUGGAUAUGCGAGACUCAGACUUUGUAGACGGAGAAAGUGCAGACGCAUUAGUUAGGAUAUGCAAUCAUUUGCAAGGGACUAUCCAUUCUUGGAUUGAAAUGAUAAAUGAUAUUGCACAUUCUGACAUUUCUUGUGAAUUUGAUGAAAGAAAGAUGGCACUGCUGUGGGGAGUUGUGAACUGCUAUUCUCAUAUGUCUAUUGUUGACGCCGUUCCAUCUUUGUUGGUGCAUCUUAUGGAUGUGGUAGAUCAGCUUCUGACCGUUAAAGCUGACCACAUUGUAGAUACGUCUAAAAAAGCAUGGGAAAGCAUUAUAGGUGCUUUACUAAGUUCUUACAACAGAUUAUGCAACGGCAGUAACCUCGGAGCUGAUGAAACCAAAAAGAUCUUAUUUUUUGCCAAACGAUACAAGUCAUCUUCACACGUCUUGUCGGCUGUUGCUGGUUAUUUGGAAAGCAAGUAUGGUUCUUCUUUGGAAGACAUUGGGUGUAGAAUGUACCAUCCAGAACUUGAAGAAAUGACUGCAGAGGAAGUGGCAGCAUUUGGUGAUAAUUUGUGCCAUUCAGAGAAGGAGGUUCGAAUUUCAACUCUUAAAAUACUCUGUCACUACAAAUCUUUGGGUGAGGAAAAUUCUUCGAUGGAUCAGUCAGCUGCGAAGAAAAGGAAAAUCAAAGCUUCCUCAACUUCCAUUGUGGAUAACACAGGAAAUAAGUCAGCUGCAAAGAAAAGGGAAAUCGAAGCUUCCUCAACUUCCAUUGUGGAUAACACAGGAAAUAAGUCAGCUGCAAAGAAAAGGAAAAUCGAAGCUUCCUUAACUUCCAUUGUGGAUAACACAGGAAAUAAUCAGCCUCUGCUGGUUCUACUAUCUAUUGAAACAACUCCAGUUUCAAUUUCUACAAGCAAAACUAUCCAACGAUUGAUUUCCAAGAUACAGAUGGACCUAUCUGCUGGAAGGAUUACUAAUGUGUACGCACCUCUUGUUUUGAGUGGGUUAUUUGGCAUCUUGAAUAACCGAUUUAGCGAUAUCUGGAAUCCUGUAUUAGAAUGCCUUUCGGUCUUGGUUAGCCUACAUUUUUCACUUGUGUGGGAUACCCUUAUCGAUUAUCUGGAAAGAUGUCUAGCAAUAAGAGAGACCUCUAACAGUGCCGGUGGGGCAUCCGUUGAUCAACCAGCUGGUUUACUCGGCUGUUUCAAAAUAUUUGUCUAUCCUGAAUCUGAUAGCACACCAUCCGAAACAAUAUUGACAUUAUUGCUGCAAGCUUUACAAAAAAUUCCAACUGUUAUUGAACCUCGCUCUCGGCAAUUCAUUCCUCUUUUUUUGAAGUUCUUAGGAUACAACACUCUUGAUCUUGCAAGUGUGGGAUUGUUUGAUUCUCAUGCUUGUAAAGGAAAGGAGUGGACGCUGAUCUUGAAGGAGUGGCUAAACUUGUUGAAACUUAUGAAAAAUCCCAAGUCAUUUUACUUAAGCCAUUUUAUUAAGGAGGUUCUGCAGAAUAGGCUUAUUGAAGAAGACGAUCCUGAAAUACAGUUUAGAGUUCUGGAUUGCCUAUUAAACUGGAAAGAUGAUUACUUUUUACCAUACACUGAGCAUCUGAGAAACUUGAUUAGUUCCAAAAUUACAAGGGAGGAACUAACUACAUGGAGUUUAUCCAAAGAAUCUAAAAUGAUUCAAGAAUCUCACCGACCAUAUCUUGUGCCUUUGGUUAUCCGUCUUUUGAUGCCAAAAGUAAGAAAGUUGAAAGGACUUGCAUCUCGAAAGAAAGCAAGUAUUUGUCAUCGGAAAGCUAUUCUGAGUUUCAUAGCUGAACUUGAUAUCACUGAGCUGCCUCUUUUCUUUGCAUUACUGAUAAAACCUUUGCAAAUAGUAAAGAAAACCGAUGGGCCUGCUAACUUGUUUUGGACUUUACCUAUAGGCUGCACUAGUGAAUUUCAAGCGUCUUCUUUGUUAGAAUAUUUUACUUUAGACAAUGUUGCAACCUUAUCCUGGAAAAAGAAAUACGGCUUCUUGCAUGUCAUAGAAGAUGUUGUUGGAGUUUUUGAUGAAUUGCAUAUUAGACCCUUUCUUGAUUUACUGGUGGGGUGUGUUGUUCGAGUGUUGGAGAGUUGCACUUCAAGUCUUGGCAAUUUAAAACUAAAUGGACUUUCUUCAGACAAACACAAAUCUAGUCCCAGCUCAAACUCCUUUUGUGAGGAAAGUGUGGUGGAAAAUCAAACUUUGAUUGGCAAUUCUUCAAAUCAGCUCAAGGAUAUGAGAUCUCUGUGCCUGAAAAUUGUUUCCUAUGUUGUCAAUAAAUAUGAGGAUCAUGAAUUUGGUUCUGAUAUGUGGGACAGAUUCUUUUCCUCUGUAAAACCCCUGGUGGAUAAAUUCAAACAGGAGGCUGCCAGUAGUGAGAAACCAAGUUCACUGCUAUCUUGCUUUCUGGCCAUGAGUGCAAACCAUAAACUUGUAGCACUAUUAUGCCGGGAAGAAAGUCUCAUACCGGAUAUAUUUUCCAUUCUUUCUGUAAAUUCAGCUUCUGAAGCUAUUGUAUAUUGUGUUCUAAAGUUUGUAGAGAACUUGUUGAGCCUUGACAAUCAGUUGGAUUAUGAAGACAAUUCUGCCCAUAAAGUUUUACUUUCAAAUAUUGAAGUGCUUAUGGACAGCAUUUGUUGUUUAUUUGAAAGUGAUAAUGCAUCCAAGAGAAAACUGAUCAAAUCUCCUGGCGAGACAUUGAUAAGAAUUUUCAAAUUUUUACCCAAGUACAUCAAGGAGGCAGAGUUUGCCAAGCGGUUUGUGGACACACUGCUUCCAUUUUUGGAAAUGAAAAAACAAAGUUCUGAUGUUUGUAUUGAGGUCUUGCAAGUCAUUCAAAACAUCAUACCCAUAUUAGGAAAUGGAAGCACCACUAAAAUUUUGAGUGCUGUUUCUCCUUUAUAUAUUUCGUCUGAGUUGGAUAUGCGUUUGAGGAUAUGUGAACUUCUUGAUGUUCUUGUUGCAUCUGAUGCAUCUGUACUCUUGGUGGCCAAACUUCUUCGUCAGCUGAAUGCAACAUCUAGUUUGGGUUGGCUUGAUCAUGAUGUUAUUUUGGAUGCCUACAAAAAUAUCAAUACCGAUUUCUUUAGAAAUGUUGGAGUGGAACAUGCAUCACUUAUUUUAUCACACUGUGUGCUUGACAUGUCCUCAGAAGAAACAACUUUUGUUUAUAAUGCUCAGAGUUCAUUGCUAUCUUUUGUUGAAUUUUCUGCACUCAUCCUUUUGCAAGUGGUAAGCAGUGAACAGGAGUUGACUGUAAUGCAAAACACUCAUAGUUGUUGGACAAAAUCAUGCAUUCAGCGCAUUACAAAGAAAUUUCUCUUGAAGCAUGUGGCAGAUGCCAUGGAUGGACCACUUUCUGUUAGGAAGGGAUGGAUGAAGUUGUUAAGUCAAAUGGCUUUGAAGCUUCCAGAUGUGUCAAACCUUAAAUCACUCACAGUUCUGUGCAAUGAGGGUGGUGAAGCAAAUUUUUUUGACAAUAUAACCGAUUCAGUGAUCCGUAAGAGAGUGAAGGCAUUGUCGCUGUUUAGAAAUGUAAUAAGUACAAACAAAUUGUCAGAGUUUAUCACUGAAAAAGUGUUCAUGCGACUCUUCUUCAACAUGUUGUUUGAUGAGAAAGAAGGACAGGUUGACCAUAUGAAAACUGCAUGCAUCGAGACCAUUGCUUCUGUAGCUGGUCAGAUGGGAUGGAAGUCAUACUAUGCACUAUUGGACAAAUGUUUUCAGGGAGCAUCCAGAAGUCCAGACAAACAGAAACUCUUUAUACGCCUCAUUUGUUCUAUUUUGGAUAAAUUUCACUUUUCAGAACUUUCUCACACUGAAGAACCUAAGAAAGCUUUGGUUGGUGUUUCUGACAUGGGGAUAAGUGACAUUGUUUCUUCAGUUAAUAUAAGAAACUUUGGUGUGUCUGAUGUGAACACAGAUAUACAGACGUGCCUCUAUAAAGUUGUGCUUCCUAAAAUACAAAAGCUGAUGGAUUCUGAUUCAGAAAAGGUCAAUGUAAAUAUCAGUCUUGCUGCAUUGAAACUACUUAAGUUACUUCCAGGUGAUAUGAUGGACACAUAUCUUCCAACAAUCGUUCAUCGAAUUUCAAACUUCUUAAAGAGUCGUCUAGAAAGCAUUCGUGAUGAAGCUAGGUCUGCAUUGGCUACUUGUUUGAAAGAACUUGGAUUAGAAUACUUGCAAUUCAUUGUUAAGGUUUUGCGAUCUACCUUAAAGCGAGGAUAUGAACUUCAUGUCCUAGGAUACACACUGAAUUUUAUUUUGUCCAAGUGUCUUUCAAGUGCACUUAGUGGAAAGAUAGAUUACUGUUUGGGGGAUCUCCUUUCUAUCAUAGAGAAUGACAUUUUUGGAGCUGUUGCCGAACAGAAGGAGGUGGAAAAGAUAGCUUCAAAAAUGAAGGAAACAAAGAAGAAAAAGUCAUUUGAGAGCUUGAAAUUGGUGGCCCAAAACGUAACAUUCAAAAACAAUGCGCUAAAGCUGCUUGCACCAGUGACUGCUCAUUUGAAGAAACAUGUCUCGCAAAAUGUAAAAGGAAGAUUGGAAAAUAUGUUGCAUAGUAUAGCUGCUGGUAUUGAAAGCAAUCCAUCUGUAGAUCAGACUGAUCUAUUUGUCUUUAUUUAUGGCAUUGUUGAGGAUGGCUUAAAGAAUGAAAUUGGUUGGCAUGAGAAUAAGUUGACAAAAUUGGAAGAUAAGGAUAGGCGUACUAAUGCUAAAAAAAUAUUUUCAGGCCGUGUAGUUGCUAGUGGCUUAUUAUGCUCACAUCUGAUAACAGUGUUUGGUAUUAGAAUAUUACAUAAACGUAUGAAGGGUUUGAAACAGGGUGUAAAAGAUGAAAAUGCCUUAUCCUUAUUAGAUCCUUUUGUCAAGCUAUUAAGUGAUGGUUUGUCCUCGAAGUACGAGGACAUAUUGUCUGCUUCUCUUGGAUGCCUUACUGUACUGGUAAAAUUGCCUUUACCAUCUCUUCAAGUACAUGCUGAGAGAAUAAAGUCUGCUGUACUGGAUAUUGCCCAAAGUUCAGUGAACUCUAUCAGUCCUUUAAUGCAGUCAUGUUUGACAUUGCUGACUAUGCUUUUGAGAAACACUGAGAUUUCUCUCACCCCAGACCAAAUACAUAUACUAAUUCAGCUUCCAAUAUUUUUGGACCUUGAAAGAAAUCCUUCUUUGGCGGCCCUUUCACUUCUAAAGGGUAUUGUCAACCGCAAGCUGGUUGUACCUGAGAUAUAUGAUAUUGUUACUAGGGUUGCUGAAUUGAUGGUGACAAGUCAAAUGGAAUCUAUUCGCAAGAAAUGCAGUAAAAUUUUAUUGCAAUUUUUGCUUGAUUAUCGACUUUCACAAAAGCGCUUGCAACAACAUCUUGACUUCCUGCUCUCGAAUUUGAGGUAUGAACAUUCGACUGGGCGGGAAUCUGUUCUUGAAAUGCUUCAUGCUAUUAUAGUCAAAUUUCCAACAAAUGUUUUGGACGAGCAAUCACAGACAUUUUUUCUCCAUUUGGUGGCUUGCUUGGCAAAUGAUAAUGAUAAUAUUGUUCGUUCUAUGAGUGGGGCUGCUAUAAAGAAGCUCAUUGGUUCUGUUAGUACCAAAUCACUUGAAUCUAUUCUUAAAUAUGCUCUUUCUUGGUAUUUGGGUGACAAGCAGCAACUCUGGGGUGCUGCCGCACAGGUUUUGGAGUUGCUGAUUGAGGUAGCAAAGAAUGAAUUUGUUAGACAUAUAGACUGUAUGCCUUUCAAAAAAAAAGAAAGACCUAUAGACUGUAUCUUGCCGGUGACUUGUCGCAUCUUGCAGUCUGCUAUACACGCAGUCACAAACAGGCAAGAGAGCUUUGAGUCCGAAUCCAUCCUUCCACUUUGGAAGGAGGCAUACUAUUCUUUAGUUAUGCUAGAGAAGAUGAUUCAUCAAUUCCACGACUUAUGCUUUGCAAAGGAUUUAGAGGAUAUAUGGGUAGCAAUUUGUGAGAUGUUGUUGCACCCACACUCGUGGUUACGCAACAAAUCAGGUCGUCUCAUAGCUCUAUACUUUGCACGUGUAACAGAUGCCAACAGAGAAAAUCAUCAAAGCUCCUUAAGUAGUUAUUUUAUGAUGACUCCUAGUAGAUUAUACUUAAUAGCCACUUCUCUUUGCUGCCAAUUGAAAAUGCCACUCAUAGAUGAUGCUGACAGCGACCUGAUGACCCAGAAUAUUGUCUUUGCUAUCUGUGCUGUCUAUUCUUUAUUGGGGCAAACUGCCAGUAUAGAUCCAUCCGCAUUCUGGUCUACUCUUGAGCAGAAUGAGCAGAAUCGGUUUCUCAAAGCUUUUGACUUGAUUAAUGCAAGAAAAGGAAGAAGCAUGUUCAUGUCUUCAUCACUUACCUCCUCUGUAUGUGAAGACAGUAGUCAACUUAUUGUUAAGAACACCCAACAUAUACUUGUAUCGUUAUUACUCAAGAAAAUGGGCAAAAUUGCUCUUCAAACAGAUGCUAUUCAGAUGGAAAUAGUCUUCAACAGUUUUGGGAAACUUAUGGCACAGAUACAGAUUAGUAGCAUGGAUGACUGCCUGCACUAUGCACAUGUAGUCCUGUUACCUCUAUAUAAAGUCUCUGAAGGAUUUGCUGGAAAAGUGGUAGCUGAUGAUCUCAAAAAGUUGGCAGAAGACACAUGUGGGAAAAUAGAGAAUGUUAUGGGUACUCAAAACUUUGUGCAAGUUUAUAACCUUAUCAGGAAGAACCUUGGUUUAAAAAGAAAUAAGAGGAAACAAGAAGAAAAGCUCAUGGCUGUUAUCAAUCCGAUGCGAAAUGCCAAAAGGAAAUUGAAAAUCUCUGCCAAACAUCGUGCCAAUAAAAAGAGAAAGGUUACGACUUUGAAGAUGGGGAGAUGGAAUCGUUGAUUGUGGGAGGGGUGUUAGUACAAAGUCCCGGAGGUAUUGCUUUCGUUGUCAUUGGAGCCUUCAGUGCUUGUGUCAAGGUUUUAGUAAAAACAAGAAUCUUACCAUCUUAUAGAGAUUCAUAGGCAUUGCUUUCGUUGUCAUUGGCUUGUUUGAAGAAAAACAAGUGGGUUCGGAGUUUUUUGAAGAUCACGAGCAAAAUGGUUGAUACUAGUAUGUAUGUCUCAUGUCCUGAAGGUUUCUGUCUGAAGAUUUUUGGGUAUUUCCUAGUGUUACCGUUGUACAUUUUUAAGGAUUGGAAAAAAGAAAUACAAAAGGAUAGCACAAGGAGGAGAAUAUUCUUUAACAGGUUUUGAUGUUUCUUUUCUUAAACCCCUCAGUGUAUCCUUAAUUUUUGUAGUGAAUGAAAAUAGGCACUUAAUUUUUGUAGUGGAUGAAAAAUAGGCACUUAGUUUUGUACCAAUUGAAUGUAAAACAUAUGUUUAAUAAAUUUUACCUGCUAACUACAGAUAUGCAUUUUAAAA
This is a messenger RNA of Lathyrus oleraceus (garden pea), 8900 nucleotides long. RefSeq lists its product as uncharacterized. The transcript has 31 exons. Lineage: Eukaryota; Viridiplantae; Streptophyta; Magnoliopsida; Fabales; Fabaceae. Gene Ontology annotation, cellular component: 90S preribosome; nucleolus; small-subunit processome. The record is from RefSeq and is a predicted model, not a curated record. Bases 109 to 8379 code for a protein of 2756 amino acids.